Molecule: messenger RNA, 4236 nt
Organism: Nothoprocta perdicaria
Lineage: Eukaryota; Metazoa; Chordata; Aves; Tinamiformes; Tinamidae
Gene: IL1RAPL2
Product: interleukin 1 receptor accessory protein like 2
Exons: 11
Coding region: 168-2228 (686 amino acids)
Biological process (GO): signal transduction
Source: RefSeq, a predicted model, not a curated record
CGUCGGUGCCCGGGGAUUCGGGGCAGUAACUCUUGUGCGGCCUCGUCUAAACCUGUGAGAGAGCCCGCAGCUCCCGCCGGCACCGCGUUAGGCUCCUAACAGGAGCCCGGCUCCUGCGGAAGAGCCUGUCGCUCGGCCGAUGUCUCUGCUGUCAAAGGAAGUGAAAGAUGAAGCCUCUUGUUCUCUUGACUCUUGUGAUCUGUACCGUAGUCAGCAUGAAUUUGAAGUUCGUGUCAAAGAGAAAUUCUGUUGAUGGUUGCAUUGACUGGUCAGUGGAUCUCAAGACAUACAUGGCUUUGGCAGGUGAACCAGUCCGAGUGAAAUGUGCCCUUUUCUACAGCUAUAUCAGAACUAAUUAUAGCAUGGCCCAAAGCACAGGUCUUAGGCUUAUGUGGUACAAAAACAAAGGAGAUUUAGAAGAACCCAUUAUAUUUUCUGAAGUUAGGAUGAGCAAGGAUGAAGAUUCAAUAUGGUUUCACUCGGUUGAGUUGCAAGACAGUGGUUUCUACACCUGUGUCCUAAGAAACUCAACGUACUGCAUGAAGGUGUCCAUGUCCUUGACGGUAGCUGAGAAUGAAUCUGGGCUUUGCUACAACAGUAAGAUCAGAUAUCUGGAAAAAUCAGAAGUCACGAAGAGAAAGACAAUCUCCUGUCCUGAUAUCGAGGAUUACAAAACGGCCARUGAGGAGCCGGACGUGGUGUGGUACAAGGAAUGUAAGCCAAAAAUGUGGAGAAACGUUGUAAUUCAGAAGGGAAAUACUCUCUUAAUACAAGAGGUUCAGGAAGAAGAUGGAGGAAAUUAUACCUGUGAACUGAAGUUUGAAGGCAAGCUUAUCCGAAGAACAACGGAACUGAAGGUUACUGCUUUGCUCACAGACAAGCCUCCGAAGCCGCUGUUCCCCAUGGAGAACCAGCCAACUGUUAUAGAUGUCCAGCUGGGCAACCCGCUGACCGUAGCCUGCAAAGCCUUCUUCGGAUUCAGCGGAGAAUCGGGGCCCAUGAUCUACUGGAUGAAAGGGGAAAAAUUCAUUGAAGAAUUAGAAGGUCACAUUAGAGAAGGCGAAGUCAGACUCCUCAGAGAACAUCUYGGAGAGAAGGAAGUGGAACUGACGUUGAUCUUUGAUGCUGUGGAAGAGGCAGACCUGGCAAACUAUACGUGCCACGUGGAAAACAGGAAUGGGCGGAAGCAUGCCAGUGUCCUCCUGCGUAAGAAAGAUUUGAUCUACAAAAUCGAGCUAGCUGGAGGAUUGGGAGCCAUCCUGCUUCUGCUUAUUUUGCUUGUGACCAUCUACAAGUGCUACAACAUAGAGCUGAUGCUGUUCUACCGACAGAACUUUGGAGGAGAYGAGGCAGCGGAUGACAACAAGGAAUACGAUGCGUAUCUUUCGUACACCAAAGUGGAUCCUGAUGCUUUAGAUGGUGAUAAUAACGAUGAGGAGCAGUUUGCGCUUGAAAUCCUGCCCGAUGUUCUGGAAAAGCACUAUGGCUACAAGCUCUUCAUUCCGGAUAGGGACCUGAUCCCUAGUGGAACCUACAUUGAAGAUCUCACAAGAUGUGUUGAGCAAAGCAGAAGACUCAUUAUCGUGUUAACUCCAGACUAUGUUCUCAGGAGAGGAUGGAGUAUUUUUGAGAUGGAAAACAGACUCCAUAACAUGCUAGUCAGUGGAGAAAUCAAAGUUAUUUUGAUUGAGUGUACUGAAUUAAAAGGGAAGGUGAAUUAUCACGAAGUGGAAUCUUUAAAGCAUACCAUCAAACUUCUCUCAGUGGUCAAAUGGAAAGGACCCAAAAGCAGCAAACUGAAUUCUAAGUUUUGGAAGCGCCUAGUCUUUGAAAUGCCAGGGAAGAGAAAGGAGGUGGUGUCUCGGCGUCAGGUCCUGGAUUCUGCAGAACAGGGCCUCUUUGGAGACCUCCAGACUGUCCCCUCUCUCGCUGUCACGGGCACUUCUGCCACGUUGGUAGAGUCGCGAGCUGAUGUGACUGAUUUCCAGCAGACAGAUGCUGUACAAAUGAGACAUUACUGCAGAGGAUAUGAAUAUGACGUGUCAGCGGCGACAUUGCCAAUAGCUUCCAUAAGUAACCACCACACGUACUGUAACAUACCUUUGACGCUACUAAACGGACAGCUACCUCUUAACAGUACCGUGAAGGAUCCCCAGGAGUUUCCCAGGAACAACCCCUUGCUGCCUUUAUCAGCACAGGAGCUUAGCUUCACCAGCGAUAUUUGGUAGUGAAGAUCAGAACUCUUUGGAGACGCUUCAUGACCACCAUGAAGACACAUUUUUAGAGAACUUUGCAGUAGCCCCAUGGGGUGUCUGACCACGUUUGAAGCAGCAGCACACUUCCUUGCUUUUCUACUUGAACUUUUUUGUUUACGUUUACAAAUUCUUGACAAAGGGGCCGUUCUUUUGUAAGCCAAUAAUGUCCUUCCUAUCUCUCAAUGUACAAUUUUACUGGUCCUUUAGAAAGGAGGGGGGAGAACAAAAACACAUCCCAUCGUUUUACAGUAGGUUUACAGUCUGGGAUGGAUAAGUGUUCACUGUAUAUGAUCUCCAACAUCCAUAUUUAUGUAACUGUAAUUGAAAUCGAAAGCUGUUGGGUUUUUGUUUUCAUAUAUACUUCMGCACAGAUUGGAAAUUCCGAUGUCGUGUCACGCUACAAAAAUGAUUGUCUCCUUCAUAGACCACAAGGGAUGAGCCAUUAUUAAAAGAGAGGAGGAGGGAGCCUUCCCAGUAGCAUUAUCUCAGAAAUACAUUUGAGAGGAUGACCAGCUCGAACAAUGCAGAUGAAGAGCUACCAGCUUUAUCAGUAAAGUACACGGUAAAAGUUACUGCAGUGUAAAUCACCUGCUCACAUCAACAUCUGUUCAUUUUAUUACUGAGGCAUGUUGUACUCCUAGUCAAUGGUUAGCAAUGUGUUUUUAUUAAACAACCUACUAGACUACCAGAAGAUGUUUAAGAAGGAUUUUAAACAGUUUUUGUGUGGGUUAUAGAUUAUUUCACACUUUUUGCAGAUUUUUAAUGACUUUUUUUAAGGAAUUUAAGUAUGCAUUUAUCUGUCUGUUGGUGAAUCCACUGGUUUGAAAUUUCUUAAGACCUCUUGACCUGUUUUAAAAUUUAUAGUAAAGGCAAUGUGAUUUUACGUAGGAUUUCUUUUUUCCAAAAUAAAUAGUUACAGUUUAAAACUAACUUUUACUGAGGAUGUCAGCAAUAGAAUAUAACUACUACAGCAAUAUUCAGAAGUGCUAAAUUUUUCAAGUUUACUAAUAGUCAGACUCUAAUUGCAGUGAUAAUCACCUGAGACAGUUCUCUCUGUAUCUAUUGGUCAAUUUAUUUAUCUUUUUAAUGUGAGUGAAGCAGGACUAUUCCUGCUCUCUGUGCAAGUAGUAAAGGUGAUCUUUCUCAGCAGCUGGUGCAUUUCUCACUUAGGUGAGUGGUCCCAUCAGUAAAAUGAGGAUACAGUAAUUUAUCUUACAUGGAAAGUAUUCUUGCUGUGUGUGGGUGACAAGUGUUAGAGAUACCCWGCAUCGUGCGUUACUACUCAGUGAGCUGAGUUUCCUUCCAGCCACUACGGUUCGUGAGGAUUUCCAUGCUCAGAUGGGUAAGGCCUGCARAGCCAGAUCAUGGAGACAACAACGYUGAGGGCAGCAGCUCUAACUAAUGAAGUCAGAAGCCAGUUUUGCAGCAUUUAGCAAAGCUUUCAGGAAAUCACAGCAGACAUGAGAGUUUUGGCUCAGCAAGAUGUGCUGCAGCAAGCCCCCAGAAACAUUUUUAUGCAGGCAGCAUAAAAUUGCCUGUAUUUCAGUCUUAGUGCCGCUGUCUUUGAUUGCAUGAGUAAAAGUUAGCACUCUGCUCACAGCUGCCUGGGGUUCAAUCAGCAAAUGAGUCCAGGAAAUACCUAACAUUUUGCAGUGGUUCUGAAAUUGUACCCUACGGUCAAAUGGAACAAACACUGACCUAAGACUURAAACAUUCAGAAUGGGCCUAAAGGCCCUUGAGAAUCACCUCAAAUGUGCAAUAAUCCAUAGAGGUUCAGUAUUUUUUCCAUUGCUUCUUUCCCCGAUUCUUUAUUCUGUGGCUUCUUAUAUCCGUAAUUAUCUAUAAGAUUUUCAUUAGGUUCUAAAUAAUAUAUGUUUCUCUGUUCUUUUGGAAGUUUGRUUUUUUGUUUGUCUAGAAUGUUACGCAUUUAACACGAACACAGAACAUGGGAAUCUAGGAAAGAUAUUAAUUUGUUGCACAG